AUGGUGACGUUCUGUCCUUGCAUCUCGCUGGCACAAAUUUCCAAGCGACUGGGUGUCACCUCCUACGGCUUCGGAUUGCUCCUGAGCUUCCUCAUCGGCUGCUUCUUGUCCGCAUGUUUGCCAUUCUGGAUCUGUCACUUGCGCUCAGUCACGCGAGACAGGUUUCAGAUCCCAGGGAACUACUGUAGGGACUACUGUGAAGCGUGCUGCUGUCCGUGCUGCGCGAUCGCCCAAAUGGCUACUCGGACCGGAAGCUACAAGCCGGGUACCUGUAGUUUUGGCUCCCGUGACACGCUUCCACCAUACAAUGAGUAG
This is a messenger RNA of Phytophthora infestans T30-4, 315 nucleotides long. Its product is annotated as PLAC8 family protein. The transcript has a single exon. The coding region runs from base 1 to 315 and encodes 104 amino acids. NCBI's taxonomy places the organism in Eukaryota, Oomycota, Peronosporomycetes, Peronosporales, Peronosporaceae. The record is from RefSeq and is a predicted model, not a curated record.